This is a messenger RNA of Cucumis melo (muskmelon), 1421 nucleotides long. RefSeq lists its product as uncharacterized. Bases 318 to 1223 code for a protein of 301 amino acids. NCBI's taxonomy places the organism in Eukaryota, Viridiplantae, Streptophyta, Magnoliopsida, Cucurbitales, Cucurbitaceae. The record is from RefSeq and is a predicted model, not a curated record. The transcript is spliced from 8 exons. Gene Ontology annotation, molecular function: catalytic activity; pyridoxal phosphate binding; molybdenum ion binding.
UAAAGGCGAUAGGAUAUUGUGUGGGACUGCUUUGGUAAUUACUCCUCAUUUAUUAUAUGUUUCCAGUCCAAAAAAAGAAAGCAAAAUAAUUACUCAUUGGUUAGAUGCAGAUGCUGAUGGUGAUGCAGCAACUAAACAAUUAAAUAAAUAUCCUACUUGGUAGGUUGGAUUUGGUUGUAUCAUUUGUUCGGCAACUUUAGCGUAGGGCGCGGGGGAAGAAGCUAAAGGCGAAAGGGGUUGUGGAAUCAGCUCUCAAUCAUCACUCAUCAUCGUUUACGUCCUUCUUGUGUUACAAUUCUUUGGUAGCUACAUUAUAUAUGGCGGCUGUGUCUGCAAUUUUCAUUUACCCAAUCAAAUCAUGUCGCGGUAUUUCAGUUCCCCAAGCACCUCUUACCCCUACUGGAUUUCGAUGGGACCGUCAAUGGUUGGUUGUCAACUCUAAAGGAAGGGCUUACACUCAGAGAGUCGAGCCUAAGCUUGCUCUCGUCCAGGUCGACCUCCCAAACGAAGCUUUCUUCGAUGACUGGAGCCCUUCUCAAUCCUCUUUUCUUGUCAUUAAAGCUCCUGGGAUGGAUGUCUUAAGGGUUCCCCUUACUCAACCUCAGUAUAAUGCUGAUGGUGUCUCUGUCUGGGAAUGGUCUGGCUCUGCACUCGAUGAGGGAGAUGCUCCAUCAAAGUGGUUUUCAGAUUAUCUUGGAAAACCCAGUCGUUUGGUGCGCUUUAAUCCAGCUUCACAAACAAGGGAAGUAGAUCCCAAUUAUGGUCCUGGACAUCAAAUCAUGUUUUCGGAUGAGUUCCCCUACAUGUUGAUAUCUCAGGGAUCUUUGGAUGCUUUGAAUAAAGUUCUCAAAGAACCCGUAUCAAUUAAUCGCUUUAGACCUAACAUUCUCGUUGAUGGCUGCGAACCAUUCUCCGAGGAUUUGUGGACUGAGAUCGAAAUAGACAAGUUCAUAUUUCAGGGUGUUAGGCUAUGUGCCCGUUGCAAGUUACCUUCAAUAAACCAGGAGACUGGAAUUGCAGGACCUGAGCCGAAUGAAACUCUAAAGAAGAUGAGAUCAGAUACCGUCCUGCGUCCAAACCAUAAACAAAAGGGAAAAAUUUUCUUUGGCCAGAAUUUGGUUUGGAAGAACAUAGCAGCUGAAGGGAAGGGGAAAAUCAUAAAAGUGGGAGAUAAAGUCAAGAUUCUGGGGAAGGUUGCCUCUGUAGCGGAAGCAGUAGUUUGAAUACGUAAGAUUACUAAUUAUUAUACAAUAAGAUUAUGAUAUGGGCUUUUGUUUAUAUAAUAUAUAUUGUAGUAGCCAAAUAUGAAGCAAGUAAGAUGAUACAGUUGUUUGCCCUAUGUUUCCUGUGUGACAUUGAAUAUGAAUAUUAUAUGUAUGAAUAAAAAGGGGUAUGAGUCCCCAUAGUGUAUUACAUCAGUA